Molecule: messenger RNA, 879 nt
Organism: Aedes aegypti (yellow fever mosquito)
Lineage: Eukaryota; Metazoa; Arthropoda; Insecta; Diptera; Culicidae
Product: cyclin-dependent kinase inhibitor 1C-like
Exons: 2
Coding region: 127-753 (208 amino acids)
Source: RefSeq, a predicted model, not a curated record
AUGUCACCCCCUGAUCGAUCGGUGAGGUAGUGGGAGAAGUGACUUAAAUACGGAUGGGCUCGUUCAAUUGGCUAUCACUGCUAAGUCAAUCGAUUAUUCGCAAAUAUCGCUCCUUGCAAGCCCAAAAUGUUCGCCAAAUUGGUUUUCGCCACUUGCCUGGCCGUUGCUGUUGCCAAACCAGAGCCUGGACUUCUCGGAGCAGCCCCUCUCGCUUACAGCGCUCCUCUAGCAUUCAACGCACCAUUAGCAUACAGCGCGCCUCUGGCCUACAGUGCUCCAUUUUUCCAACAGGGACUCCUUAGCACCGCCUACUCCCAAACUGUUGGACGAAGCUAUUUCCCCAGCCUACUGCCUCCAGUCAAUCCGAUCACCUAUGCCGCUCCUGUGCCCGCUGCUGCUCCCCUUAAUCCAAUCGCUCCAGCUCUGCCACCACUGACCUACGCCGCUGCGAAUCCUUUCUUUGCUCCAGCUGCCCCAGCUUUCCUUCCUGCCGUGACGCCAGCUAUUGCCCAAACCCCAGUUGUAGCACCAGCGGUUGCCGUUGCCAGAACACCAAUCGCAACUCCAGUUGCUAACCCGGUUGCAACUCCCGUUGCCGAUGCCCCUGUCCCAGUGCCCAAUGCAGCUCCAGCCCCUGCCGCCCCGGUCGCUUCGGUAGCAACGGCUGCUCGUUUGACUGCUGCUGCUGCCGCUGCUCCAGUUCCGUUCACUACCUAUGGAGCGCCAGCGGCUGCAGCCCCUGCUAGGGCGUAAUCCAAUUUGAUGUGAUAUUUUAGAGCAAUUUGUGCAAUUAAUUGUUUGCUAGUGACAGUAGCUUGUAAGUUUUUUUUGUUUUAAUUUGCAUUAAAUAGUUAAUUUUUGUUUUUCAUAAAACGUUCA